AUGGCCGUUGACCAAGUGAGACAGGACGGGGAGCAGCAUAAAGACGCCACCCGCCCGUCUUUUUCCACCGUCGAGGAGGCACCCGAGCCACCAUCAUCAUCUCCUACCGGCCCUCGCUACGGCUUCUCCCAGUUCUUUGACGGCAUCGGUCUCUCCGGCGGUAGCUUCAAGGUCCUCCCCUCCAUCCAGCAGGUUGCCCUCUGGUUCCAGGCCGCGAGCAUGUCUCUCAUCAACGUCGACCUCCACGCCCUGGCGACGGGCGGCGCGGGCUACCUCGCCUCCAUCAACGCCGCCAACCUCAGCACGCCCGCCAUCUCGCUGCUCUCGUACCAGCCCUCCUUCGUCGACGUCGUCGGCGCCAACGCCACGGCCCGCAAGAUCGCCGACCUGGACUGGCAGGCCUUCCACGAGGGCGGCAUCUACAACAAGAAGGACAACUCGCUGUACAUCUCGUCCAACUACCGCUCCCUCCAAGACAACAUCAACAUCACCGUCGUCUCCCUCGACGACCUCUCCGUCCGCAGCACCCAGUUCCCGGACCUCGCCGAGGCCAACGGCGGCUCGUCGUACUACCCGCCCGGCGCCGACCAGUCCGCCACGCCGCCGAUGCAGGUCUGGUGCGACCAGGGCGACUUCCAGGCCUACUCGAAGCUGCUCGCCGUCGACGUCAACACCAACAAGUCGGAGACGCUCAUCAUCGGCUUCAACGGCCGCAACUUCAGCGCCGUCAACGACGUGAGGCAGCACCCCGUCACCGGCGACCUCUGGUUCACCGACGCCGAGUACGGCCUGUUCCAGCACUUCCGCGGCGACUCCCAGCUCCCGCGCCAGGUCUACCGCUUCGAGCCCGCCACCGGCCUCGUCCAGGCCGUCGCCGACGACUUCCACCAGCCCAACGGCAUCGAGUUCUCCCCGGACUACAAGACGCUCUACGUCUCCGACACGGGCGCCCAGCGCUACGACGCCAACUUCACCCGCCCGGCCACCAUCUACGCCUACGACGUCGUCGGCGGCGGCAAGAGGCUCGCCAACAGGCGCCUCUUCGCCUUCGCCGACAACGGCCUCCCCGACGGCGUGCACACCGACACCGACGGCAACGUCUGGGCCGGCUGCGGCGACGGCGUCCACGUCUGGAACCCCGACGGCGUCCUCCUCGGCAAGAUCCACGUCGGCGAGACCGCCAACAACUUCGCCUUCGCCCCCGGCAAGGUCUUUGUCUUCUCCAACUACAGGCUCUGGGUCGUCGAGGGGAUCAACGCUCUCGGCCGCGAGGUCUGCAAGGACUUUGGCGCCGACAGCGACCCGAGGUGUGCCAAGUAG
Colletotrichum graminicola M1.001 is the source of this 1320-nucleotide messenger RNA. Its product is annotated as SMP-30/Gluconolaconase/LRE-like region. Lineage: Eukaryota; Fungi; Ascomycota; Sordariomycetes; Glomerellales; Glomerellaceae. Bases 1 to 1320 code for a protein of 439 amino acids. The transcript has a single exon. The record is from RefSeq and is a predicted model, not a curated record.